Cydia pomonella (codling moth) is the source of this 6734-nucleotide messenger RNA. RefSeq names its product cell adhesion molecule Dscam2-like. NCBI's taxonomy places the organism in Eukaryota, Metazoa, Arthropoda, Insecta, Lepidoptera, Tortricidae. The transcript has 37 exons. Gene Ontology annotation, biological process: axon guidance; cell-cell adhesion. Gene Ontology annotation, molecular function: protein binding. The coding region runs from base 748 to 6468 and encodes 1906 amino acids. Gene Ontology annotation, cellular component: axon; plasma membrane. The record is from RefSeq and is a predicted model, not a curated record.
UAGUAGAACGGGUCUUUAUUGUUUGCCAUAAAGUUUUAAGUCAUAAAUUCAUAAUGUAUUGUUUGUCCGCAUUUUCGUUAGCCAUAAUUUGGUUAGAAAUGCAUAACUUUUCAGGAUUGCCAUAAAACAAACCUAUCCUAACCUAUCUAUAAGAUAACCGAAGAAAAUUCCUGAAAAGUUACCGGUUAAUGAUAAUCAUUAUAUUAUGACUUUCAAUAAUUAUGCCAAACAAAGGGAUCCGCUAGUAGAAUACCACCAAAUGUCAACUUAAAUAGGUACUUAGUAUGGAUAUUGUUAAGUAGAUUUUAAGAUUAACUUCGACUGUACCUACCAAAAACGUUUGUGAUGUUAAAUAAAAUUCAUCUCUCUCUCAAAUGUCAAAUAUUACAAAAUCUAUCUAUACUGCUACUACUUACUACUGUAUUAUAGUUUUCUCAAUUCAGUUGAUGAGGUUUUUUCCAUUGGUUACUUUCACGAGUUUCACGCCAGCAGUAGAUAGUUAUUGACAUCGCGCAGUGUUCAAGCAAAAGAUUAGAGUUCUAACACUGUAGGAGAUUCAUAACGUCUAAGGGUCCUUUUCGUUUGCACAGGAGUGGUGCCCGAUCCGUCCCGCAGGUGUCAUUCGGCGCUGGGCGGCGCGCGCGGCCGGUCACGCGCCUCACCGCAAAUCGUCGCGAUGAGCUCCUUGGUGCGAUCGUUAUUACUUCUUACGUAGUUGUGUGAUGGUUGUGCUUUCGGACUUUGUAAAUGGGAUUUUUAUCGAUUAAUAUGGCUCUCAUGCGGCGCGAUGCGGGCGCAAUGCUGCAGCUGCUGUUCGUGGUCCUUUUGUUCACUUCAUACCGUGGAGCAGCAGAGGAAAGAGAGGAGCAAACAGUAAGCUCAGAGCCGCGUCUAGCGCCGUGGUUCACGAGUGAGCCGCCAUCGCGCGCUGUGUUCGCGUCUGGCGCGGGCGCGCGGCUGCUGUGCGCGGCGCGCGGCGACCCCCCACCUGCCAUUACGUGGACCACUGAGGAUGGUCAGGAGCUGCUCUCCGAUCAGCACAGACGAGUGUACAACAACGGCAGCCUUGAGAUAGCGCCGACGCCGACGGGCACCAGCGUCGGCGGUAAUGGCGUCAGCGUGCUUCGUUGUCGCGCCAGUAACGCGCACGGCGUGGCGCUUUCCGCACCUGUCACGCUUCUACCCGUGGCCGACGACAGCUGGGAGGCGGUGGUAACGACAUGGCCGGCGGCCGUGGGUGGUGUGGCCAUGUUAACAUGUGGCGUAGGUGGCCUAAGCAGUACGGGGGACGAAGACGAGGGAGAUGAGCUGGAGGUGGCGCUUUGGUACCAUGGAGAACGCGUCAUCGAUGUGCCACCACCUACACCAGAGACGCGAUACCUGUCAGCGGGUAACACGCUCCUAAUACGUAGCGUAACAGAACGAGAUGCUGGUACCUAUGGCUGUCUAGCGCGCCACCGCGCCACGCGCCGCUCGCGCCGCGCGCGCCCUGCCGAGCUACGAGUGUCACGAGGUACAACAGGCGCUGUGCCAGCCCCAGCGGCGGCGGCUCGGACUGUACACGCGGCCGCUGGAGCGGCUGCUUGCCUCCCUUGCGCCACUUCGCUUCAUCCUGCUCCUCACUACACGUGGUACCGGGAGCGAGAGGGUCGCCUUCAACCGGUAGCAGGAGAUGGUGAUACCUGGACUUGGGCGGGCGGUGCAGCACUAUGCGUACGCGCUGCUCGCACGGCGGCUGGCGCUUGGUUGUGCAAGGCUUACAGCGCACUUGGAGACGCCACGGCGCGGUUGCGUCUUCUCGUCGAUGUUCCUUUGACAAUCUCAUUACAUCCCCAGCUUGUGGUGGCUGCCAGCGGAAGCACAGUUAGAUUCAACUGCUCAGCGUCAGACGAAGAAGCGGCACUGAGUUGGCGGCACGAUGGCGCGCCGGUGGCAGGUGCGGGUGGUGCGGGAACGGCGGCGCUUGUUUUGCGUGGUGUGACGCGCGCCGCGCGCGGCGUGUACCAGUGCGAGGCGCGUCGAGGCACUCGCGCGGCGCAGGCCAGCGCUGAACUCCGACUUGGAGAAUCAGCACCGGAGCUCCAGUAUACGUUCAUCGAGCAAGCGCUGCGCGCUGGUGGCGACGUGGCGUUACGCUGCGCGGCCGCCGCUGCGCCACCGCCGCGGAUUGCCUGGUUGCUGGACGCUCAACCUCUUGCGCACUAUCGCGCACCUCAUAGAUACACAGUCACAGAGGAGACAGGUGCGGGCGGUGAAAUAGUUUCGGUUCUGAAAUUACGCGCGUUGUCUGCUGCGGACGGUGGCCGCUACACUUGCCGUGCUCAUAACUCCCGAGGUGCUGCAGAACACUCAGCACGCCUCAAUGUUUAUGGCCCGCCGUCCAUCCGAGCUGCAGGUCCCGUGCGAGUGGUAGCGGGCGCCAACGCCACCAUCUACUGCCCCUACGCUGGAUAUCCGAUCAGCGAGGUGUGGUGGUGGCGCGACGGCGAACGCAUCGGCGGCGUUGGGCGCGUAUCAGCGCGUAGCGCGGCGUUACGCUUGCGUCCCGCGCUACCCGCCGACCAGGCGGCGUACGCGUGCAGUGUGACCGCCCCCGAUGGACAGGUCGCAAGGCGGGAAAUCGAGAUACAAGUCCGAAAUCCACCAAAAAUUUCACCAUUUAUAUUUUCGGCCGAGUUGACGGAGGGCAGCAGCGCGCAAGCGCUCUGCGGCGUAUCGUCCGGCGACAAACCGCUAUACUUUUCGUGGCUGAAGGAUGGCGCCCCACUGCCGGCGGCCUUGCAGGUUCAGGAGAAGAGUCUCGGCGAGUUUUCUCUACUCGUGUUCCCCGCGUUGGCUGCAAAGCAUUCCGGCGUUUACACCUGCCGUGUAGCCAAUCACGCCGCUAGUGCCAACUACAGCGCUACUCUCAGCGUUAAAGUGGCUUCUUCAUGGACAACAGAACCAUCUGAUGCUGCGGUCUUGCUAGGCGCCCCAUUGCUAUUAGAAUGUGCCGCUAGAGGUCAUCCAACGCCAGUGGUAACGUGGUUUAGAAAAGUUGGUGAGUCUCCAAAUGCUCUAGAAAAUGAGGAACAAUGGGAAGAGGUGAGCAGUGGACAGUGGGGUGAUCCUGGAAGGGCAGCGGCGCGAGGUGGUGUACUGUCAGCUGCAGCUGCGGCUAGACGCCACCAGGGCCGGUACCGGUGUAAAGCCGAUAACGGAGUUGGUGCUCCUCUGCUCAAGCACGUCAAUGUUACCGUCCAUGAACCAGCACACUUCGAAGCUACCGAGCCACGAAAUGUAUCAGCAGUACGCGGCCGCGAGGUUGUACUUUGGUGCCGCGCACGGGGCGAUGCGCCACUUAGUCUCACAUGGACAAGACUUGGCCGCCGUUUAGACCUUGACUCUUUUCGGUGGUCAAUAUCAGAAAGUGGUGCAGGUGGUGCUGGAGAAGCACUACGAUCGGAACUUCGAUUACGAGCCGCCGAGGGAGCUGACGCGGGAGAAUAUCGUUGCCUUGCCGCGAACCAUUACGGCCGCGCCGAAAUGCUUGUAUUUCUUCAUGUUGAAGAACCUCCCGAGGCGCCAGCUGGACUGCGGCUAGGUGGCGUAGGCGCACGCUGGGUCAGAUUAGUGUGGGACGCGAGCUCUGCUGACGCUCGCUAUUCGGCUAUAUAUACACCUCUACACACACCACCUGGUUCAGCAGCUUUGACAGUUAAUCUCACUAUAGAAACAGCUCUGCUUGAUGCGGAAAUUCCUUCGGGCGCAUUGUCUGCUAUACUGUCUGGGCUGCGACCAGCAGCAGCUUAUUCUCUGCGUACUGCUGCCGCCAAUCAUGUAGGCGCUUCGCCACCGUCCGCGCCACUCCUUUUUACAACGCUCGAGGAAGCUCCCUCAAGCGCUCCCCAAGACGUACGAGUGCGAGCAAUAGCACCAGGGGAACUGCUAGUAUCCUGGACAGCUCCAUCGCGAGACUCCUGGAACGGCGAGUUGUUAGGGUACGUAGUGACGUGGCGAGCACUAUCCGGAGCAGAUGAUGACGAAGAAGGGGAGGGCGAAGAAGGAGCGGCACGUUCAGGUAGUGCAGCGGUAGCAGGAUGGGCGCGCGCCGAGUUAACAUUGCGUGGAUUGCAUAGAUACGCGCGCUACGCAGUAUCUCUACGAGCUUACAAUCGUGCCGGAGCUGGCCCGCCUGCUCCACCAGUUUACGCAUCAACUGCAGAUGGAGUGCCUCUCGAGACUGUGGGCGGGGUGCGAUGCGCCGCUGAGGCGGGUGCGUUGCGCGUAUGGUGGUCACCUCCGGCCCCGCCUGCUCCACCGCCAGCACCGGUUCUCGCUGGCUACGAUGUCCACUAUGCUCCUCAAUACGACUCACCAGCAUGGACUGGUCCUGCUGGCGGCGGCGUGGCAGCAGCGGCGUCAGGCGCGUCGGGCGCCACUUUACGCCAGCUGCGACCUGCGACGAACUACUCCGUCUGGGUACGAGCCCGCACUGGAUCUGGGCCUGGACCUCCUUCUACGACUGUCACUUGUACUACACUUGAUGACGUUCCGGGAGCAAUACGCUCAGUUCGCGCGUUGGCAUCAAGCGCGAGCACUGUGCGCGUGUCAUGGCGCGCGCCACCGCGGACUCGCAUCAGCCACUUUACACUAUACACUAAGGAACGUGACAAAGUGGGUGGGGAAUGGUCGCAGCGAGUCGAACCAGACGAGGAACUCGAGGAAGAAGGCGAAGCAUGGCACGAAGUGCGGGGACUGCGCGAGCGCGUGCUGUACGAGUUCUGGGUGCGCGCACACAACGCUGCUGGCUCGGGUGAGCCGGGGCGGGUCGCCACUGCUGCGCCGGCCAGUAACGCUCCAGUGCGCGUGCUGUCAUGGCCGCGAACAAUACGCGCGAUACGUGGCACCCGCGUGCGAUUACGCUGCGUUGUGGCGGGCGGAGGUUCCGGGCCCAUCCGUCGGCGCUGGGCGCCUCUGCCACGGCGGCACACUGUCACUGCAGCCGGCGAUCUGCUAAUACAUGAGCUAGAAACGGAAUCAUCAGGCAACUACACUUGCUUUGUAUCCGGCGCGGACGGAUCCAGCGACAUAGCUACGUGGAGACUGGAUCUUCGAACGCCGCCGGCCGCACCGCAAGCGCCGCGCUUGCUGCGCGCUGAUCACCAUGACAUGCUCGUUGCCUGGGACGUGGCGCCGGUGCAUGUAGAAACAGAGCCUAUAUUAGGUUACACGAUAUGGUGGACGCGUGAAGGUGCCACAGGUGGCACGGCGCGUUCAGCCCGUGUCCCAGCGGGCGCUAGCGCGGGGGGAUAUUCCCGCGCGCUACGAGGGCUUGCAUGCGGGGCGCGGCACAAAGUGUGGAUACGCGCUCACUCGCUAGCGGGCGUCAGCGUGCCUUCAACACCAUUACUAGCCGCUACUACUGGUCGCCAAGCCGGAGCACCGCCGGGCGCGACGUUCAUCUGGGCCAACAGCACAUCGCUGCGGCUCAACCUGCUUGUCUGGCGAGCGGGGGCCGCAGGCGGCGAACUACCAUGCCCUGUCGCACGCUGGAGCGUGGCGUUACGGCCUGCUGCUGGCGGCGGCUGGUCCGCGCUUCCGGAAGACGGCGAGAUAGCUGAAGCGGGUGGUCUGGCGCCUGGCGCAUGGUACGAGGUGCGAGUGGCUGCGCAUGGUGCAGCGGCAGUUACACGCGCGCGAUACCGUGCGGCUACCCGAGCGCGGUCUGGUGAAAGAAUCGGUGACCCUGUCGAGCUGGCCGUAGAAGAAGGAGCUUCACCAGCCGGCGUAGAAGGCGUUCCAGGAGGCGACACAGAAGCGCGCACAUGGCGUGGCGGUCUCGCGCCAGCACUAGCGGCAGGGGCCCUAGCAGCACUGUUGGGUGCUGGUGCGGCGGCGUUAUUACGUGCCCGUCGGGCAUCAACCCCGCCGCCCGCACGCCCCGCACAUCCUCAUCCGCAGCUCUACACUACAGAGCCGGGGAAGAGAAACGGAAAGACUCUCACGCCACCGAAUGGUGAAUUAGAAGAGAUAAGCCCGUAUGCCACGUUCAGCAUGGGCGGCGGCGUGACAAAUACAGGCACGACAGGGACGACGGGCGCGCGUAGUGGCUGCGCGCUGCACUUACACACGUUUGGGCGCGCAUCGCCACUGGCGAUGGCGGCGCCGCCAUCACGUCCUAACUUACUACAUCACGCGCCAGAAUUCGGCGGAUGUUCGAGCGACUCGGAAUCAAGCGGGUCACCGUGCGCCGCGUGUGCGGAACUGUAUCGCGUGCCCGCCGGUGCGCGGCACACGCCGCACGCUCAUACGCGGUCACAUUCAGAGUCAGUAUGCGGCGUGGAAUCGAGCGCAGAUGACACGUCGUACAGCGCGAGUGGGCGCGGGGACCGCGCGGUGCGGGGCGCGCGCGGAGAACGGAGCGAGCGUGGAGCGCGCGGGCGCCGGCGCCGGGAUCACGCGCCUGCAGUAAGCCACCGUUUCUAAAGGAGCGGUAGCGGAUAGGACACGGAUCCUGGUUCGGUAUGGCGAGAGCAUGCGCGGCCGGGGUGGUGAUGGCAGUGCGUACACGCGACGCGACGUGCUUUAAGCGCGCUGUGAAUACGCUGGGGGAAAGCUGUGAGCAUUAGGAUGGAGUUGAGCGCGUGGUGAUUUCUAGUCUUAUUUGUAAAUAUAAUUCGGUUAAAACUUUGUAAACAGUCCCAAUGUUGUGUGGCGUGGUGGCCACCAUUUUAUUAAAUAACUCAGUUUUC